Messenger RNA from Emiliania huxleyi CCMP1516, 924 nucleotides. RefSeq lists its product as hypothetical. NCBI's taxonomy places the organism in Eukaryota, Haptophyta, Isochrysidales, Noelaerhabdaceae. The coding region runs from base 1 to 924 and encodes 307 amino acids. The record is from RefSeq and is a predicted model, not a curated record. The transcript is spliced from 3 exons.
AUGCUCUCAGGCAGCCGCUUCACGACGUACCUCUUUGCGUCGACGGCGCUCGUCGUGGGCGUCACGUACCACACUCACUCCAUCCGCCGCCAGUUCUACCCGACGGUCAUCGCACUGACCACCAACAAGGUAGCUUCGCUUGUGCUGGCCAACGCAGCCCUAGCGCUCACGCUGCUCGUGGGGCGCAUACUCAAGUCGGCCUUCUUCGGCCGCCUUCGCGAGGCGGAGGUGGAGCACCUGUACGAGCGCGCGUGGUACGCCAUCACCGAGACCUGCCUCGCGAUGACCAUCUUCCGUGAAGAGUUCAACAUAUCGUUCUGCGCGAUGUUUUGCGCGCUCCUCUUCAUCAAGUCGUUCCACUGGCUUCUGCAGGAUCGGAUCGCCUUCCUCGAGCAGGCGCCGGAGGUGCGGCUCGUCACUCACCUCCGGGUGCUCGGCCUCACCUCGGCGCUCGCCGCCCUCGACGCCGCGUUCCUCUACCACGCUCUUUCGUCCUCCAUCGCACGCGGGCCGUCGGUGCUGCUGCUCUUCGCGUUCGAGUACCUACUUCUCUCGAGCACCAUUGCCGCCACCUUCGUCAAGUACGCCCUCUACGUCAAUGAGGCGCGCCUAGGCGGCCGCUGGGACGAGAAGGGUGUCUACCUCUUCUACCUCGACCUCGCGACCGACCUGUUCCACAUGCUCAUCUACCUCGGCUUCUUCGCGCAGCUCGCCGUCCUCGAGCCGCACCCGUCAGCCGUUCCUCCUGGAGCAACCUCCUCCUCCGGGGCAGCGUCGUCCUCCGGGGCGGCGACUUCCUCCGAGGGUCUGGGCCAUCAGGCCGGCGCCUCAUCGUCCGCGGAUGCUGCACCGGCGACACCCACUUCCGCCGAAGGCUUGCGCCAGAUGCGACUGCAAAGGCUGUCACAGCCGCCGCCCGGGUAG